This is a messenger RNA of Owenia fusiformis, 2234 nucleotides long. The record is from the annotation of a GenBank genome assembly. NCBI's taxonomy places the organism in Eukaryota, Metazoa, Annelida, Polychaeta, Sabellida, Oweniidae.
CUCGCGAGAAUUUAAAAUGCUGGAAAUUCAAAAUACUAUUUUUAUAUUUGUAUUGCAAUUUUCUAUGCAAAUCGGGAACAUCAAUUAACAGACAAUGUAUAGAACACACAGUGAGGAAGAUAUGUUCAACAAUGAUGACCCUGAGUCAACAUUGACACCAACCAAUAUGUCCCACAAUGAUGAACCAGAUAGUGACCCUCAAUUGUUUGAAUCUGAGGAUUAUAUGUCACAAAGACAUUAUAAUGCACGAAUCAGGAGAAAGAAACUUAGCAGUAGAAAACAUCAAAGUGAGGCUGGUAGACGUUAUAUUGACAGUAAACAUCAUUCACAUCAAAAAGAGCCUAGUGUAAGAGAUGAUACGUCAAGCUUGGAGAGUUUGGACGACUUAGGGAUGACCUCAAGAAAUUUACCAGAGGAAGUCGAAGAAGUAUACUUAGAACUACAAGCAAUUAGUGACAGAUUGAAGAGAGAAAGUAAAAUAUUACAAGAACGGGAAUUUCUUCUGCGUGAAAAAGAAAGACUUAUUGAUGUGUCACAAAAAAAUGUAAAAAGUAUUGCUGCACAGGAAGUAAACAGGAGGUGGAAGGAGUAUGAGGAGCAACACAAAGCAGAGUUGUCGAGAAUGGAAGAAUUAUUGAAAGAAAAAACACGAGAAAACAAGCGCCUGAAGGACAACUUUGAUACAGUGAAGCAGGCCAAUGAAACAUUGAGGCAUGAGCUUGAAACUUUGCAAGAGCAGCAUGAAAAACUAGAGAAACAAGCAAUGAGCACACAAGCACGAAUGGUCAACUUACAUAGAAAGAUGGAGUUUGCAACGAGACAGAAGGAUGUUCAGGUCAUCACAACGGAGACUGCCAAACUGAAGGCCAAUAAAGAAAACAAAGAAAGUAAGACACAACCACGUUCUGUCCUUAAGCCAACUACCAACACAUAUGAUGUCCUUACAAACCUACUGGAGUGGGUAUCUGAGUCUCAUCUAAGAUCUGUAAUUACACACCUUCCAAGUAAUAUGAACACUUCUACAGAGGUGGUACAAGAUAAAUGUUAUAAGUUAUUACCAAGCUUGGUGGAGAUUCUACGUGAGAUGCCUCAACUGAAUGUGCGGAAUUAUUUGCCAAGUUUACAGUUUAUUUACUGGUCACUGCUACAUAUAGAACAAGGUCAAGUACACAUGAAAACAGCCCUUUCAUCAACUCUUCGUAGACUUGGAGAGGAACUCUACCGCCCAAAAUCUGUCCGCUUUACUGAUGACAACAAAUCUAUCCCACAAUCCCCUGCCAAAUCUCCACAAAGUUUGGAAAAAUCUCGAGAAAAUUUAUUUUUUCGUAGCAGUGAUGAGCACAUUAGGUUUCUGUCUGGGCUGCUAGUGCUGAAGACUCUCACUCAAGUCGAUCAACUGGCUCAUGUAUUUGAUGUACUAAGAAGUGAUUUGAAGACAGAGUCCACACGUCAACUGUACCUCCAUUAUGUAGCAACUCCAGCUAUCAUUCCGUAUCUCAAACCUACUAAUCAGGCAUUGUUAACAUGUGCUGUUGACAUUUUCCUACAGAUGUCUAUGGAUUCACCCACACUUCCAUAUUUCCUAGAGAGCUGUAGCAAUGAGCACUGGUUCCGGGCAUGCUCAAUGGUCCUGCGCACUCCAAAUUUGCCUGAUAAAAUCACUGAAAAACUGAGUAUCAUCUUGCAGAAAUUAUCAAAAAUAAAGAGCAAUAGAAAGUUCUUUGAAGUUUUCACCAUCACUGGUAUGGUACAAGAGACCAUACGGAAAUGCACAAACCAGAAUGCAUUUCUCGCACUCAAUAUGAAAUCCAUCCUUGUCAACUUGAAUGUGCGAAGUUAAAUGAGAAAAAGACAAUAAAACAGUACCAGGAACAUAAAUCUUUUUUGUACUCAUCCCAGUUUGAAGAACUGUGAUUUGGUAUAUAAAUGCAGACUAUAAUAGACAUUGAUGAGGAAAAAGUGUAUAAAAUGCAACCAACUGUGAUAGCAAUUUAGGCAGGAUCCAAGAAUAGACUUAGCCAGAGAAGAUAUUGUACUUCUAUGGGACAAAAUGUGUAUCCACACUGUUGGAUAAGUAGCACGUAGAAUGUGCAUCAAGAAAUCAUACAAUGUACAGAAUUAUAUGUAAAUGUUGCAUGAAACCCUUGUUUUACCCACUCUCAAUUACCCAAAUGUGAGUAGGUAGUUACCAGUUUCACCACCAGGUGGCUGAUUCGGGUCAAUUAACAUGGCAG